CAGGUGAUGGAGAGAGAGAGAGAGAGAGAGAAAGUGAGAGCUGGUGAACAGAAGAAUGAGAAAAUGAGUGGUACUACUCUGAUAGUUUAAUGCCCACUCAAUGUACGGUGCUAUAUAUUUCAGUCUUCGUACAUCUCGCCUGUCAGUUUGUGUACAUCCAGCAGUACGCGGCGGUCUGCUGUUUAUAAGAUUUGUUUGUGAACAUCAUUAGUGUACUAUCUCAUUCAUCAACUAUGCAUACAGUUAAAAGACAGCAUAUGUCACUUCAGCUUUUCUUAUGUCUUUUGGAAGUAUUUCACUUAACAGACAAAGGCUACGCCUCACCAGUUACUGUACCGGUUACUCUGACCACCACACUAGGAGAUGUCGUUGGUGUUCGGCAGACGACGGGCGCCACUCCAGUGGAUACAUUCUAUGGAAUCCCAUAUGCACAGCCCCCUGUUGGCCCGCUGCGGUUUAAGCCCCCAGUGGCGCCAGAACCUUGGGAUGGCGCCAAGUGCGGACUGGAGAAACCGAACUCUUGUUGGCAGGUAGUCGACACCUAUUUCGAUAACUUUUGGGGCGCUAAUAUGUGGAACCCUAAUACACCUCGUAGCGAAGACUGCCUUUAUUUGAAUGUGUGGCGCCCAGCCUGCGAUUCAGGUUGUCAACCUAAGACGAUCAUGGUGUGGAUAUUUGGGGGCGGUUUCUUUGCAGGCACCUCAACUUUGGAUGUUUAUAAUGCUGCACAGCUCGCCGCCAGGAAUGACGUCAUCGUCGUCACCAUUGGUUUCAGAAUCGGCAUAUUUGGAUUUCUUUAUCUUGGUAACGACAGCGCUCCCGGAAACGCCGGUCUGUUAGACCAAGUGAUGGCCCUAAAAUGGGUGAAUGAUAACGCCGUCAAUCUUGGUGGUUCUCCAGAUGAUAUAACAAUCUUUGGAGAGAGUUCAGGGGCAGUGAGUGUUGGCUUUCAUCUCCUUUCUCCUCUUUCAAAAGAUCUUUUCAAGUACGCCAUCAUGCAGAGUGCAUCCCCUUUAGCUUUUUGGAGUCUCCAAGAUGUAGAAUUUGCCAGCAGUAGGGCACGUAAACUAGCUAGGGACUUGAGCUGUAAUUUAGAAAGCGCCUCUGAUGUCUUAACCUGUUUGCAAGCAGUGAUUGCUGAAAAAAUCGUGAAUCGCACAUAUGAAUAUAGUACUGAACCAUACUUAGAUGUUGCUUUUGGUCCUGUUAUUGACGGUAACUUUCUCACCGACAAUCCAGUAUCGAUUAUAAAAAGAGGUGAAGCAAAGAAAACUAGAGUUAUCCUUGGUGUUAACAAAAAUGAGGGCUACUACUUUGAAGUCUACGCACACAAGGACAUCUUCGAUCCACUAAAUAAAAAUGGAACAAUUAGUGAAACUGACUAUCAAACUAUUCUCACUUAUUUGUUCAAUAACGAUACCGCUGUGAUUCAGGAAGUGAAACAGAAAUAUCCAGUGGAUUCCAAUAAUUCCUUCUCAACUAAUAUUGACAGCAUAACCGGUGACAUGUUUUUUAAAUGCCCUGUUGUAGAUUUCGCUGAGCUCUACUCCAGACAUUCAGACGCAGUGUACAUGUACAGUUUUGAACACCGGACAAGCCAAACUCCCUGGCCAGAAUGGAUGGGUGUUCUUCACGGCUAUGAGAUAGAGGUUAUCUUCGGUUUACCUUUGGCGGCAGGUUCUAAUUACACAGAAGCUGAAAAAGGCCUGAGUUCUUUGAUGAUGAAACUCUGGACGGACUUCGCAAAGACAGGGAAACCCAGCCCAACAGAUGAGGAUCAGUGGCCAGAAUACAAGCCUGAUGAGCAAGCGUACGUAGCUAUUGACAUUGGUGGCCUCAGAACAGGUCAUAAGCUUCGCGAUGACCAGUGUCCUUUUAUGGAUAAUAACGCAGAAGAAACUAGGAAUACAACUUCCUUGCGUAACCUUGAAAACGAAAGUAACAAUUCAAAUCCAGUGCUGGUAUUAGACGUCAAUGAAAGCCAAAACAGAAGUAGGAUUUUUUCAAGUGAAUUAUUUACUCAAGAAAACAAUGAAAAUAAUUCUAGCCAGAUGUUUAAUUAUACCUUGCCAAACCAAGAAUACAAUAGUUCAGGCCCAGUGAAAACAAAUACCAAUCAAAACAGUGGGGAUAUUACAAGUGUAUUUACUCUGGAAAACAUUGAAGAUAACUCAAGUCAAGUGCUAAAUAAUACCUUGUCAAACCUAGAAAACAAUAGUUCAGGCCCAGUGAAAACAAAUACCAAUCAAAACACUGGGGAUAUUACAAGCCAAUUUAUUGGUGAAAACAGUGAAGAUAACUCAAGUCAAGUGCUAAAUAAUACCUUGUUAAACCAAGAAAACAUUAGUUCAGGCCCAAUGCAAAGAAAUACUUACCAAAACGAUGGGGAUGAUCUAAGUCAACUAUUUACUCAGGAAAGCCAUGAAAAUGCCUCAAGCCAAGUGCUACAUAAUACCCUCCCUAUCCAUGAAUACAGUUCGAAUUUUUCCAGCCCAGGGAUAACUGAUAACCAGGAAAAUACUAGGAAUUUUUCAAGCCCCUUUACAUUUCCUAACCAGGAAAAUACUGUGAACUCUUCAAGCUCAGUGCUAACAAAUAACCAGGAAAAUACUGAAAAUUCUUCAAUUCCAGUGCUAACGACUAACCAGGUAAACAUUGAAAAUGCUUUAAGCUACUUGGUAGAUGACAUUCAGGGAAACAUCGGAAAUGUAUCGAAUCAAGAGCUACCUGAUACCCAGCUAAACCAAGAAAAUAGUAACUUUGUUUAAACCCCAAUUUGGAUUUGAUUUUCAUAGUAUGCAAUCACACAUACAUACACAAUUUACACUCAGAGAUAAAGAGUAGCCUAUAUAAAUGAAUUCAGAUAAGAUUUAUUGACAUUCUUGCUCUAAAUAAAUGAAAUAGAUGUUUUCUUAUUCAGGUCUAUCCACAUCCACUCAAGCACACAAGAAAAACAACAACAGAAACCGUAACAUUAAUAUUCCAACAUUAAAAUUGGUUGUUGAAAAAUAAGACAAUUUGGCAUGCAGAGAGGGAGAGAGAGAGAGAGAGAGAGAGAGAUUAGAUGUGUAUGGAAAACAAUAUAUUAGAAAUAAAACUCGUCCACAAAGUAAUAACAAUACACACAGCAAACAAACACAGGAGACAUCCAAGCUACCCAUUGUAACAACACUGAUAAAAGUUGAUGUCUCGACGUGAAGUUCAACAAACUUGAGACUAUCUCUGGUUUAUCUUUACAAACAUGGGCAACCAAAUGGUAUGUGUAUGUGUAUAUGCUUUAAGCUAUCUUGCUAUUACCAGACCCUGUCAUGGGCAUGAGAAUCACAAAGAUCUAAUACAACCUCACAAAAUGUGAUAACUCCAUUGUCAUUUGAUAUUGCCUGCUUUUAUUUCUUGUCUACAUUGGAAACAGGAGACGUCUGGGAGAGGGCUGAGAGCCGAGUGGUUAAGUGCAAACCUGAUGGUCUCGGGUUGAAGUUCUGGCGUGCGAGAUCGUGGAACCUCAAAACUCGGAUUUAAAAAAACUGAACUGAAGGACGCCGAAUUCAUCUUGCUGAAAAUAAGACACACCCAACCUUGUAAAAACACUGACCGCAGUAUGGGUUGAAAUAAACUGGGUCAGCCUUGAAGAACCCCUGAAUGAACUAUUCUACUAUGAGAAGUUUGAAUUGCGAUGUUAAGUUACAAAAAGAGAAACGAUCAACACUCAGAGACACACAAAGAACACCUUCGUGUCAUACAGAGAAGAAAAAGUUUCAAGUGCCUUUAGAACUCUGUAAACGAGUUGCCUGAACUAAACGCUCAAAAUUGUCAACUUAUUGUCCCCAAUGUUGUUGUAUUCAUUUUACAAUCAUACUUAGGCAAUGCAGUAAAUAAUGAUGAUUUAUUGCAAAAAGGCCACAAUUUUCAACCUGCUCAAGCUUUGGUUAAAUCAUUCGUCAUAGUUACACUAUAAAAUAUAAAAAUGCAAACUUUCGACAAAGAUUUCUUUUGUCUAGACAUGAACGUCCACAUCCACUAAAUAAUGUCUUGAUUACUAAACAAACGUGAGAGGUAUAAAGAGAUGUGUAACCUGUAACCAAUCUAGAGACCUAGUAAAGAGGUCAGAAUUUGUUCACGUGAUCAUUCAUUCAUGUCUUCCUGUUCUGUUUUACUGGUUAAUAAUACGUCAUUAAGAAAAUGGCGAAGGAAAGUUUGACAAUUGUUUGUUUUUUUUAAAUUAAAUAAAAUUGAACAAAAAGUGAAA
Molecule: messenger RNA, 4246 nt
Organism: Biomphalaria glabrata
Lineage: Eukaryota; Metazoa; Mollusca; Gastropoda; Planorbidae
Product: acetylcholinesterase-like
Exons: 4
Coding region: 234-2768 (844 amino acids)
Biological process (GO): choline metabolic process; acetylcholine catabolic process
Cellular component (GO): plasma membrane
Molecular function (GO): acetylcholinesterase activity
Source: RefSeq, a predicted model, not a curated record